GUUAAGUUCAACAUAAAGCACCCAUGCUAAGAAAUUACAUUAUAAAUUCAGCGUUGAAAUAUAAAUAAAUGCUAACAAUUAUGCUUUCUGGGAGGAGAAACUGUUUGUGGGUGAAAGAACAUAACAAUAAUAUUUCCGUUUAUCUGAACGUAAAUGUUAUUCCACGGAAAGAAGGAAUUGCUAAAUAUCGUUGCAUGUUUUCCACCAUCAUCAGUGAAUAUUACAAAUUGCUAAUUAUUAUUUAUUUACUAAAGUAAGUCAAGAACAACCGAUCAGUCACGAUUUCCCCCCAUUAUUAUUAUUAUUAUUACUACAACAGGAUAAUCAAACUAUAUUUUACAGUGUAUUUCAACGUUUAUUUUACAUAGGUGUAGCUAAAGGCAAUGUUCAGAACAAAUGUGCUUUCAGAAUACAGAAAAGAGAAUGAAUGAAUCCUGGAUGAUUGAACCCGCAAUGAAACAAGUUUUUCACCCCCACUGGUGGAUUGUUUCCCUUCAGAAAAAACAGAUAUUAAGGAUGAAAGGGACACACAAUGACCCAUUAAUUGGAGUACACAUGUUCUCUCAGUGUGCCUCUGUAACUAAGCUCCCCUGUGUCGUGUGAUCCAUGAAGCAGGUACUUGAGGAGACCUAUUGGCAGGUGCUCUGGUCCAAUCAGCUCUCUCUCUGCGCAGCGUCAAGCCACGUUGAAGGUUGGAGGCGCUCUACUUGGUGCGCACUUGUGCACAGAACCCCUCUGAGCGCGCACGGACUCCAUGGAUCAGGGUAAUUUGCAGCACUGUUGACUUUUGUAGAAGCAUCUCCACUGCACAAGCUUGUGUAGGCAAAACACCCCAAACAGCCCUCCACCUUUGGUCAUGACGCAUCUCUGAGAGGGAGGUUAUCUUCUCCAGAAAGAGGAAGGAAAGAGACGGAUCACUUUCUUUUGGUACUGGUUUCUAUUUCUGUCAAGAGAUGAUGUUUUCGUCUGCAGGCAAGCGCUGCUUCACCAUAGAGUCCCUAGUUGCCAAAGAGAGCCCUCUAACAGCUGAGGAUCCCAUCCGUCCGACGGCUUUAAGUUACUCCAACCCGACGACAGAUGCCUUAAUGAACAGUUACCCGGCUCCGGCGGCCAGAUCCCUCUAUCAGAGCCCGGACCUGAUGUUCCCAGAGACGGUUAACCACCCCUCCCUCACCGUGGCUCCUCACCAGCUCGGAGCCUCCCACCUACAGCAUCCGCACUUCUUCGGGCCGCAACACCGUGACCCGCUCAACUUCUACCCCUGGGUCCUACGGAACAGGUUUUUCGGACACAGAUUUCAAGGUAACGAUGUGUCCCAGGACAGCCUGCUCCUCCACGGUCCUUUUGCCAGGAAACCCAAACGCAUCCGGACCGCUUUCUCGCCCUCCCAGCUCCUGCGUCUGGAAAGAGCCUUUGAGAAGAACCACUACGUCGUAGGAGCCGAGAGGAAACAGCUGGCAAACAGCUUGAGUUUAUCUGAGACACAGGUAAAGGUGUGGUUUCAGAACAGGCGGACCAAGUACAAGCGACAGAAGCUGGAGGAGGAGGGACCAGACAACCAGCAGAAGAAGAAGGGAAAUCACCACAUCAACAGAUGGCGCAUUGCCACCAAGCAGGCCAGCUCUGAGGACAUAGACGUGACCUCAGAGGACUAAAACCGUCAUCCAAACUUCCGACAAUGCUGCCCCAAACCCUGCGUCCCCUUCUGACGCAUCAGAGGACCAACACUAUUUAUUAUGUAAAAUUAUUACGUAUAAUUAGACACAUUAGAGGAAGACAAAAGGACUAAAUAUGUGAUCACCACACAUCUUGUCAUCGAGGUGCUAUACUCAAUGACCAUUAUUUAAUGAUCUUUGGUGUGUGACAACCAAAGAUGAAGAGAAACAACAUCAACCUCUAUCAUAGUGUUUGUUUUUUUAUUUUAAAUUGUACAUAGGCCGCUUAUAAAGGGUUGCUUUUGAAAGAA
Messenger RNA from Micropterus salmoides (largemouth bass), 1966 nucleotides. RefSeq names its product empty spiracles homeobox 1 (gene emx1). The coding region runs from base 954 to 1655 and encodes 233 amino acids. Gene Ontology annotation, molecular function: DNA binding; DNA-binding transcription factor activity, RNA polymerase II-specific. The transcript has 3 exons. Lineage: Eukaryota; Metazoa; Chordata; Actinopteri; Centrarchiformes; Centrarchidae. Gene Ontology annotation, biological process: neuron differentiation; brain development; regulation of DNA-templated transcription. The record is from RefSeq and is a predicted model, not a curated record.